This is a messenger RNA of Miscanthus lutarioriparius, 315 nucleotides long. The record is from the annotation of a GenBank genome assembly. Lineage: Eukaryota; Viridiplantae; Streptophyta; Magnoliopsida; Poales; Poaceae.
AUGGGGUCGUCGUCGAAGGUGGUGCGGCCGGAGGAGGUGCUGGAGUCGCUGAAGAACGACGGCAGCAUCGACGCGCUCCGCAUGAAGAUCAUCGCCCAGCUCAAGGCCAACGAAGAUAUGAAGAAAAACACUAUGAUGAUGGUGGAGCAAAGCAAGGUACUGAAUACUCCUGGAGCUGAGAAAAAGACCAAGAGGGAGUUGUUUGAUGCACUUCGACAAGAACUGGAGACUCCAGUCCUUGAGAAAGGCUCCAAGGCAGUUUGGGAGCUGAUUCUAGACAAUGGUGGAUUAGGGAAAGAGAACCGAAACAGUUGA